AUGAUGCCAGAUAACAUCGACAAACCAUUGAGGGCUAUACCUGUAGUGGAGUCUUGUGAUGUUCCCAUUAAUGUUAUCAAGUUUAGCAACUCUGGACAGCAAGUCCUCUUUGGUAUGGGUAAUGGCCAGAUAAGAGUUCAACAGCUGAACAAACUUCGAGAUUUGGCUGAGCUUGGCCCACAUUGGACCUUAAACAUGCAUGACAAUAAUUAUGGAUAUGUAACACUGUUUUUAUUUACCCAUUAUUUCAAUGUUUUAUUGACAGGGACUAUGGUGUUGAGUACUGGAGCAGAUGGGAACUGUUUCCAGUAUUCUUUCAUGUCACAGGCAGAUUUAGACAGACAGGUCAAGGAGAAUAAGGCAAAACUGCCAUCAGCUAAGGUAAGAGUUCUCCUCCUCCUCCUCCUUGAUGCCAAGCAGAAAACAGAGCAUGACAGACGAAUGAAAGAAGCCGAGCGUAAGAAAGCUGAAGUGAAGAAGAAAAUAAAUGCACUGAGAAGGCAGUUUCGGACUAUCAUUGAACGGAAUGAAAACUUACCCAAGCAUUUGCAGCUGAGCAGAAAGGAGUUUGAAAUAGACAAGGAGAUCAAGCAGGAACUACAGCAGCAGAAUGAACAGAAGAAGGAAUUAGUUAGGAAACAACUGGCAUGGGAAUCUGAGAAACUGCAGAUUGCUUUAGAUAAAAUCAAGAAAAGAUUCAAGGAUGAUGUAGAAUGUGAGAGGAUUGUGGUCAAAGCCUUCUUGACGCCACAUGAAGUCUCCAGCUUCCGCUCAUCAAAGCUGUCAGAGGAGUUUCAUCAGCUGAAGGCAGAGCUCGAUAUCAAGAAAACCCAGCAGCAGAUGGUAGAUGAUUCUGGCAGAGAUCCUACACAAGAUUUACUGUCUGAGCAGAGCAAAACUUCAGAAAAAUCUGGCCCAGUUGAGGAUGGUACAGAUGGCGAGGCUGGAUCCAAAAUCUUGACCACACUGAAAGGCAGUAUGGGAGAAAGAAUUAAAAAUGCUCUUCAGAAACUAGAAGACAAGGAAAAGAAAAGGGCUGCUCGUAAAGUUCAGUGGGACGAAUUGUAUGCUAGCAAACCACAUGAUGAUUACGAAGACCCAGAAGAUACUGCUGCUAUCAAAGAGGCUCAAGAAAACAUGGGAGAUUAUAAGCUGAAAACGGCAGCUGACUACGUUGUUCCUGAUCAUCUGAGAAUGAAUGUGGACAAGGCACGAGGGAGACUACUCAUCCUCCAGGAAAUGAUCCACAAAUAUAAGCAGGACUUCAAUAAGAGGUUGCUUGCACUAAGAGACAAGAAAGUCAGACUGAUUGCUGAGAUCCGAGAUAUCAUGAACCAGCUGCAUGACAUUCAGACGAAACUUGACCCAGAGCAUCAUUUACCGAUUCCUGUUAUUCCUGACAUGCAGCCAGAUGAGAUGCCUGAAAAAAUGCUGGAAUUCACCAGAGACAGCCUCAAGAAAUUUAAAGCUGAAUAUGAGCAGAAAAAGAAACAAGCACACUUGCUCGAUGCCGAUGUAAAGAAAUCCAGCAGCGUGAGUACCGCAGUGGACAGUGAAGAUAUUGUUGACUACGUUGAUGAAGAAAAGAAAAUUGAUGAAGAAGAAGCAAUGUCACCAAUAGAAAAAGAUAUCUAUCAUCGUGAACAAAUCAAACAUGCUUUUAACCAGCAACAGUUGAUACAUGACAUCCACCAACUGGUGACCAGAUUUGAUGCGGAACUAAAACUGUUGAGACAUGACAAGUUCACAAUGGAUGUUGUGAUGAAAGAUGGAGACCUGAGACUUGUAACUCUGUUUGAAGAGUUGAUUUUGCUGAAGGAAUAUGGAAAGACUGAAGAUAUACUAGCAGAAAAACUGGUCAGUAAGCAACAAGAGAAGAUGGACAUGCAAGCGAAGAUCAUGGAAGUUCAGAGAAAGAUUGAUCUGAAAAAGAAGGAUAUUGAAAAACUUCAGGAGAAAGAGAAAACUUUGAUGGCAACAUUUACCCAGUCCCUGGGAGAAAACAAGUUCAGUGACUAUCUCAUGAAAGUCUUCAAACACAAGAUCAAGAGAACCAAGAAAAAGAUGGCUGAUGGACAAGACUCCGAUGAGGGUUCUGAAGAUGAGUCCAGCGAUGAUUCUGACUGGGAGGAGAGUGAUGAGGAGUCCGAAUCUGAAGCUGGAGGUUAUGAUCUUGAUAUUUGUCCUCCUGGAUGUGACCAGAAACUGUACGAUGAUACUUGCAUGCUGAGGGAGAAGAGAUUGGACAUUGAGGAAGCCCUGGCUGAUGAGAAGAAGGUUCUAGACCUGCAGAAGAAAGAACUUGACAAUUUGCAAAAGAAGGCCAAGAUAAUUGACACACAACUGAAGACAGCCCAAGAUGACCUCGAGGACUUUCAGCUUGAGAAGCAACGGAAGCUGAACGAACUGAUCAUAGUGGCAACCUUAAAGUUGCACCAGAUUCAGCACAUAGUUAAUGAGGCAUUGCCGCAUGAUCUCAGCUCAGUUUUGGUGUUUGCCUCCAAGGAAAUGGACAGGCUGCAGCUCAGAAUUAAAGAAUUGGAACAUGAGAAGUUGUUGCAGAAGAAACAGAUGAGGGAAUCUCGCAAAAAGCACGUGAAUUUGAUCAAAGAUCGUCGACUGUUUGAGGCCAAGAUCGCAGACAUGGAAGAGACCUGCUCACAGAUGAUGCUGGCCAAAUUUGGGAGGCUGGUUGACUUAGAGAAGAUAGAAGCAGUGACAGUCAACAGAACGAUCGAGGAGCUGAAGGAAAAGCUGAGGAACAUAGAAUCUGACUGUACUGUGGAGCUAAAAAAAAUGGAGGCUGAAAUUGCAAACAAACAGGAUGAGAUCAUUGAGAAAGUUCGGGAUAACACAAAACGACUUCUCCAAAAAGCAGUUUUAUUAACAGAACAAAAUGAGUACACAAAUUCUUUGGACAACAGGCAGAGAAAAGUG
Candidula unifasciata is the source of this 2937-nucleotide messenger RNA. The record is from the annotation of a GenBank genome assembly. NCBI's taxonomy places the organism in Eukaryota, Metazoa, Mollusca, Gastropoda, Stylommatophora, Geomitridae.